This is a messenger RNA of Stylonychia lemnae, 1419 nucleotides long. NCBI's taxonomy places the organism in Eukaryota, Ciliophora, Spirotrichea, Sporadotrichida, Oxytrichidae. The record is from the annotation of a GenBank genome assembly.
AUGACUAGCAAGACCCUCAUGCUAGGAGUUUCAUUUAAAUAUCACCUGGGGCUGAUAGUAGCAUUAAAAGUCAUAAACAUUGACAUCACAAUCAUCAUUGUAAUUCUCUUCAAAGCCUGGACAAACUCAGACUCCAAAAAUUAGUUACAAAGACUAAGUCAAGAUAAGAAAUAAGUAAUUUUGUUUUAUAACACUUUAGUUAGAUAACUUCUAGUAUAUUUUUUAAGUUAUAUCACUAAUUUCGUUGGCUUGCUUGGCUUACAGAUUGAAUUCGUCACUGCUACUUUUUACCAAGACAAAGAAGACAACAAAGAUCCAAAAGCUCUCAAGAUUAGUUAUGCUGAUGUUUAAGUUAUCUUAAUGUCAUGUGCUGUAAUGUACUUUUUAAUGGGAUGUAUUUUGGAGUACAUUAAGAGGUCAGAUUUGCUGAUUGCCCUUGGAGCUGUAGAGUUCAUGUUUGAUGACGUAGACAAUCGAUAUCACAAUCUUAUCCAAUAGCUAACUCACAUUGUUUUAGCUACAAGAUUUGCCUUGCUAACAAUAUUUCUAAUAGGAUUAGCCAAAUGGUUUGAAAAGAAAUAUUUAUACGUUAUUAUAGGAAGCUGGCUUACUAAUGAAUAUCUGUCUAUUAAAUGUGGGUAACUGCUAAUAUUACACAAAGGUGAAUUGAUGGUAGUGUCAGGACUAGCAUUAAUUAUCCUGGCACUUAUGUUCCUAAGAUAUUAUAGUUUAGACCCGAUCGAUUAAGGCAUUAUCAUUGGUGAAUAAGCAAUAUUUCUAACUUCUUAGCACACUAACCAAGUGUAAAACAUCAUAUCAGUAGAGUAGUUCAUGCAUGAAUCGAAAUAAGUCAAUCAAUCUGAAAUUAGAAAUAGCCAAAACCUUGUAACUAAUAGUCUUAAUCAAAAAGUAAAUGAUAUGGAACUUAUGGAGAGGAGAAUUCUGAAGAGAUGGAAAAUACCAAGUUUAGUCAAAAUUCUCUAGAUUGAGGGUGUAAUGCAGCUGUUUAUUGUGUAAUUUUCAAUGAUGGUCCUUUCAUUAAUAUUUGAAAUUAUUUAAACAGCAACUGGAGAAGAUAGUCUUGAUGAUAAUUAUGACUUGGUAAUAUUUAGUUUCUAAGGACUUAUCCUCUACACCUAGUACUAUAUGAUUUGUAUUCUCGGCCCUUUCAAUAUAGCCAAAAAUAGCUAGAUUUUAUCUCACAAGGCAUAAUUCUACACUUUGAAAGGCAUUGAAAUGUUUUUGUCAAUCAUCUGUAUUAUUGCCAUGUAUAGACUGUUUAAGAAUGAGUUCAUUGAACUCAGAAGUCUUCUACAGACUAAUAAUGAAGAGAAUAAAAAUUAAAAGAUGCUUUUGUCUAACGAGAUAUUAGAAACAUCAAGUGCUUCAGAUGACUAAGAGUCAGUUAAGUUUUUAUGA